AUGCCCAAAACCGCUAGUGUCGAGAUCGACACGCCUGCUAACAAGGGCGAAACCAAGAUCAGGCGCUCCUACAGGGCCCCUGAUCGCAUGCUCGAACGUCCUGCUGAUGGCAUCAACACAAUGGCCGACGUCUUCAUCAAGGCCAAGGAACGUUUCCCCAACAAGCCCAUCAUGGGAUGGCGAGACGUAGUCCGAAUGCACGACGAGCAGAAGGAGAUCACAAAGACGGUCGACGGCAAAGAGGUCAAGGAAACCAAGACCUGGCAGUACUACGAGCUCUCCGACUACAAGUAUAUUACUUACAACGAGUUUGAAGAGCGCAUUCAGUACGCUUCGAGCGGUCUCGUCAACCUCGGUCUCUCCAAACAGACUCGUUUCAACAUUUAUGCUGCUACCGCCAUCAACUGGCAGAACAUGGCUCAUGCCUGCUUCCGUCAGUCCAUCCCCUUCUGUACCGCCUACGAGACCCUCGGCGAAGAAGGUCUCCAGCACUCGCUCAACGAACCCGAAGUCGUCGGUGUGUUUACCAAUGCAGAGCUUCUCCCCACGCUCGCCAACGUCAUCGACAAGACCGAAACCGUCAAGUAUGUCAUCUACGACGGCAAGCCCGACGACAAGCACCUCACCAAGGUGCUCGAUGUCGUAUCCGCCCGUCAGGGCAAGCUACUCACCAUCGAAGAACUCUGGCAGCAGGGCAAGGCCAGUCCUGCCGACAGUCACCUCCCCACUCGAGAUGACGUUGCCUGCAUCAUGUACACUUCUGGCUCCACGGGUGCUCCCAAAGGCGUUAUUCUUACCCACGGCAACCUCGUCGCCUCGAUCGCUGCCGUAGAGGUUCACAUUGGCGAUCUUCUCAAGCCCGACGACACCUUUCUCGCUUACUUGCCGCUCGCCCACAUCCUCGAGUUUAUCGUCGAAUGCGCUUUCAUUCACGUUGGUGUCACCAUGGGCUACGGAAAGGUCAAGACGCUCACCCAGCAAUCGGUGCGCAACUGCGACGGUGACAUCAAGGCGUUCCGUCCGAGCAUCAUGAUUGGUGUCCCCGCCGUUUGGGAGCUCAUUCGAAAGGGCAUCCUUUCCAAGGUCAACGCAGGUGGAUCCGUCAAGAAGUCCGUCUUCAACGGUGCCAUGACCAUCAAGAAGAACAAGUUGCCCCUCCUCUCCUCGGUCGUCGAUUCGGCCGUCUUCAAGCAGGUCAGAGAGCAAACCGGCGGACGUCUGCGUAUCGCACUUUCGGGCGGUGCCGCUCUGUCCAAGGAAACCCAGGAGUUCCUCAACAAUGCCCUUGUGACGCUCUUGCAGGGCUACGGCCUCACCGAAUCGUGCGGUAUGACCGCCAUCCUCCACCCCGACUUCUACUCGUACGGCCCCUCUGGUGGCAUUGUACCUGCGAUCGAGGCCAAACUUCGCGACGUUCCGGAUGCCGGUUACUUUUCCACCAACAAUCCUCCUCAGGGCGAGGUGCUGAUUCGCGGUCCCUCGAUCACCAAUGGCUACUUUAAGCGCGAGGACGUCAACAAGGAGUCGUUUGAGGAUGGUUGGUUCCUCACCGGCGAUGUGGGUCAAUGGAAUGCAGACGGCACACUUUCCAUCAUCGAUCGUAAGAAGAACCUCGUCAAGCUCUCAGGUGGUGAAUACAUUGCCAUCGAGCGUCUAGAGAGCACAUACAAGUCGUCCAACCUGGUCUCCAACAUCUGUGUCCACGCUAACAGCGACGCCAAGCAGCCCAUGGGUAUCAUUUUCCCACGCGAAGACAACCUCAUGGCGGCAGUGCAAAAGGCUGGUAUCAAGGGCGAUGACCUGGAGCAGCUUUGCAAGAACAGGGAGGUCGCCAAGAUUGUCAAGGAUGACGUCAACGCCGCCGGAAAGAAGGUGGGAUUCAAGAACCUCGAGAUGCUCCAGACUGUGCUACUUGUUCACGAAGAGUUGGCCAUGACGGCAGCGCAAAAGUUGUCCAGGAAAGAUAUCAUCAAGAAGUACGAGGCUGAUAUCAAGAAGGUCUACAUGUGA
Messenger RNA from Mycosarcoma maydis (corn smut), 2010 nucleotides. RefSeq lists its product as uncharacterized. Gene Ontology annotation, cellular component: plasma membrane; lipid droplet; endoplasmic reticulum. Gene Ontology annotation, biological process: long-chain fatty-acyl-CoA metabolic process; long-chain fatty acid metabolic process. NCBI's taxonomy places the organism in Eukaryota, Fungi, Basidiomycota, Ustilaginomycetes, Ustilaginales. Gene Ontology annotation, molecular function: long-chain fatty acid-CoA ligase activity. Bases 1 to 2010 code for a protein of 669 amino acids. The record is from RefSeq and is a predicted model, not a curated record. The transcript is spliced from 2 exons.